AUCAAAUACCUGGUCGGUGGGUCGGUCCCUCUCUUUUCAGUUGAAAGAAAAAGAUAUAGAAAAGCAAGGUGCAGAAAGAGAAAGUGCGGGAAAGUGCGAGAAAAAGCGAAAGUAAAUUUUAGUUGACGGAUUUCCACUACACAACUCAACCAGAUUGCGGAAUUUAGGUUUUUAUGCUACUAGGUUGGUGAUUGGACUCCGGAGAUGGCGAGCCCGGUCACUCCUAGUACGGGUAGACCUUUAUCGAUAACGCCUGGUGCCAGGGUUUUGAAGACCCCACUCAGCGACGAGACUAUCUGGAAACGGCUCAAGGAGGCAGGGUUUGAUGAGGACUCCAUUAGAAUAAGAGACAAAGCUGCUCUCAUAGCUUAUAUCGCGAAACUUGAAUCUGAGAUCUUUGACCUUCAACACCACAUGGGUCUUCUCAUAUUGGAAAGAAAUGAUUUUACUUCAAAAUUUGAGCAGAUCAAAGCCUCUUCUGAAGCAGCUGAACUAAAACAAAAGCGUGAUCAAGCUGCACACUUGUCUGCUUUAGCUGAAGCAAGAAAACGAGAAGAAAGUUUAAAGAAGGCUUUGGGAGUUGAGAAAGAGUGUAUGACAAGUAUUGAGAAGGCCUUGCAUGAGAUGCGUGCUAAAUCUGCUGAAACCAAGUUUGCUGCUGAAUGUAAAUUGGCUGAUGCAUGUAGUAUGGUUGAAGAUGCGCAGAAAAAAUACAUGGAUUCUGAGGCAAAACUGCUUGCUGCAGAAGCUUUACAAGCAGAAGCUAGCCAGUAUCGUCGAGCUGCAGAAAGAAAGCUCCAGGAAGUUGAAGAACGUGAAGAUGAUCUUGGCAGGCGUGUCACCGCUUUCAAAGCUGAUUGUGAUGCAAAAGAGAAGGAGAUUGUUAUUGAGAGACAAACUUUGAGUGAGAGACAGAAAGUUCUGCACCAGGAACAUGAAAGGUUACUUGAUGGACAAGCUUUGCUCAAUCAGAGGGAGGAUUAUGUUGCUAGCAAAUGUCAAGAGCUAAAUCGUCUGGAAAAGGAGUUGGAGAACUCAAAAACAAGGAUUGAGAAGGAACUUAGAGACUUGCAUGACAAGAAAUCCAACUUGGAGCUGACUGUGGCUUCCUCAACUCAAAGAGAAGCAGUUAUAUUUUCAAUUUUUUAAAUAUCAGUGUGAAUUGCUGUCCUAUUAAAUUGUUCCUGAGUUUCUUGAAAAAAAAAUAUUUAUUUCAGUUUUCUUUUGGGUGAAUGUAGGCUGUUAUUGAGAGGGAAGCUCUACUAAACAAGAGAGAGCAAGAGUUACUUGAUUUUCAAGAAAAACUGACAGGCAAGGAAUCUGUUGAAAUUCGGAAAGUUAUUGCCAAUCAUGAGAUUGUUCUGAAAACAAGAAAGUCAGAAUUAGAAGCUGAGUUGGAGAUGAACUGCAAAUUGGUGGAAGAUGAAAUUGAGGCCAAGAGACGAGCUUGGGAAUUGAGGGA
Hevea brasiliensis (rubber tree) is the source of this 1462-nucleotide messenger RNA. Its product is annotated as protein CROWDED NUCLEI 4-like. NCBI's taxonomy places the organism in Eukaryota, Viridiplantae, Streptophyta, Magnoliopsida, Malpighiales, Euphorbiaceae. The record is from RefSeq and is a predicted model, not a curated record. The transcript has 5 exons. The coding region runs from base 205 to 1149 and encodes 314 amino acids. Gene Ontology annotation, cellular component: nucleus. Gene Ontology annotation, biological process: nucleus organization.